AAAGGUCGUGAAAAGUCGGCUAUGUAUGUCGAGGAUCUGGCGAAGGUUAUGGAGACUGUCAUCAGCACCACAAAAAAGAAGUUUGGACACGGUCGACAUCGCAUCGAGUUCUGUCUGUUUCUACAGCUGGCAGGUCUUACAACAAAUCGUCCGCAGGCCAUCUUGGAUCUCAAGUAUCGCCAUAUUAAAGUCUGCCUGCUCCGAGAUCCUAAAGGUGGUCCUCAUUGGAUCGUGAUCGAGUUCACUUUUGAGUUCACAAAGGAGUUUCUGGGCGCCAAAGACGACUGCUCCCAGUCGGAUCAGCUGCUGGAGGCAGCUAUUCGAUCGGUCAUGACAGAGAGAAGGCCCCGUGUCUGUUUCAUCUGUGUGGGACAGCCGAAUUUGGACAUCAAAAAGCGCGUGAAGCAAUUCAAAGAGCACGGUGACCUAACCAAGCACAUCAGACGGAAGCAUUUCAAACGAGCCAAGAUGGGAGAUCCCUUUAGGUGCACUGUCUGCGGCCUGCAGUUCACUGAUAAGAGACCGACGGCAUCUAUUACGCUUAAGUCUAACGCAUUUUGGUCUACUCAUACUCUACUUGCGUAG
Molecule: messenger RNA, 585 nt
Organism: Rasamsonia emersonii CBS 393.64
Lineage: Eukaryota; Fungi; Ascomycota; Eurotiomycetes; Eurotiales; Trichocomaceae
Exons: 2
Source: RefSeq, a predicted model, not a curated record